CUGUUGACGACAUGUCUUUCUUGAAUGCACCCCGUAAAGGUCUGUCCCCUUACGUAUUCCAGUCGAUAGGAAACAACAAAAACUCGCGAGAGUUCCGCAUAUACUUUAUAACACUCGUUAGUGUGCCGUGCAAUGUCUCCACAACGUGUUUAACUGUAGUGCAAAAGUGUCAGACGCGCAUAGACAGCUGGUCUAAUGUGACUAAUAAGUGGAGAAAACCCGAGUUGAACAAGUCGAGCUGACCGUUAGCUGGUCGGUGCUGCCCGUCAGCUCCUCCCCCGGGCCGCUCAGCUGUUGUUGUCAGAUAAACGUUACACAUCCAUGAACGACCAGAGGCUGGAAAAGUGUUAAAAAGUCUUAUCUUCCAACAAGUGAGCAGAUCAUCUUAGUACAACACGCUGCCAUGGCCUCAGCACCAGGGGCCACUCAUUUGGCCAGCAAAGUGGAGCUGACCAUCUCCUGUGAAAACCUCAUGGACAUGGACGUCUUCUCCAAGUCGGACCCUCUGUGUGCCCUGUACAUCAACACGUCGGGCACCAACUGGUACGAGUUUGGGCGCACGGAGAUGAUCCUGAACUGCCUCAAUCCAAAGUUUUCCAAGAAGUUUGUCAUCGACUACUAUUUCGAGAUGGUGCAGAGGCUGAAGUUUUGCGUGUACGAUAUCGACAAUGACACCUAUGACCUGGGUGAUGAUGAUUUUCUUGGGGAACUUGAAUGUACCCUGGGCCAGAUCGUUUCCAACAGGCAGAUGACUCGACCUUUGUUACUGAAGAACAAGAGACCUGCAGGUCAUGGGACCAUCACAAUCUACGCUGAAGAAAUAACAGACACCAGAGUGGCAAACUUUGAGGUGUCAGCCCGCAGACUGGACAAAAAGUAUUUCUGGUGGUCCGACCCUUUCCUGGAAUUCUACAAGCAAACAGAAACCGGAUGGCAACUCGCUCACAGGACAGAGGUGGUAAAAAACAACCUAAACCCAAUAUGGAGACCCUUCCGCAUCUCAUUGCGAUCUCUCUGUGGAGGAGAUGUGGAGAAACCUAUAAAGGUCGACUGUUAUGACUAUCAUGUCAACGGCUCCCAUGAUCUCAUCGGGAGCUUUAAAGCCACACUUGCGGAGAUGCAAUUGGGAACACACGUUUCCCCGGUUGAAUUUGAGUGCAUUAAUCCAAAAAAGUCAAAGAAGAAAAACUAUAAAAACUCUGGGGUCAUCUGCAUCAAGCACUGCCAGCUGGUGAAGGAGUAUACCUUCCUGGAUUAUAUCAUGGGGGGCUGUCAAAUCAACUUCACUAUUGCCAUUGACUUCACAGGCUCUAACGGGGAUCCGAGGACUCCCCAGUCCCUCCACUAUAUCAACCCUGAAGGCUAUAAUGAGUACCUGAGCGCCAUCUGGGCCGUGGGUAAUGUCAUCCAGGACUAUGACAGUAAUAAGAUGUUUCCUGUCUUUGGGUUUGGAGCCCAGGUCCCUCCCAAAUGGCAGGUUUCCCACGAGUUUCCAAUCAAUUUCAAUCCAACAAGUCCAUUCUGUGCAGGCAUAGAGGGUGUGGUGCAGGCCUACCAGCAGUGUCUACCUCAGCUGAAGCUCUGGGGUCCUACCAACUUCUCUCCAGUCAUCAACCAUGCAGCCUGUUUCGCCAGACAAGCUCUCCGACAGAAUGUGGCCUCACAGUACUAUGUGCUGCUCAUCAUUACAGACGGAGUGAUCACAGACAUGGACCAGACACGCACUGCUAUUGUAGAGGCCUCUCGUCUCCCCAUGUCGAUCAUCAUAGUGGGUGUUGGCGGGGCGGACUUCACUGCGAUGGAAUUCCUCGACAGUGAUGACAAAUUGUUGAGUUCGCCCCGCGGUGAUGUUGCCUCACGAGACAUCGUCCAGUUUGUGCCCUUCAGAGAGUUCCAAGGAAACAGUGUGGCCCUCGCACAGAGCGUCCUGGCGGAGCUUCCCGAUCAGGUGUCUUCCUUCUUCAACUCUUACAAGCUGAAACCCCCUAUUGUUUCUAGUCCGUCUUAGAAAGGUGGGUUAAGUGAACCCAGAUACCUCACGUUUACUGCUCAUCUGCUUCUCCUGAACCCUCUUUAUGCAGUUACUCUACGGAACGACACAAAUCAAUGCCAGGAAAUGGAUGUGGAUUAAACAAAAAUGAACCUCAACUCUGUGACCGGUGUUUUCAGUAAGGGUUUAAAUUUGCCUUGAUUUUAAAGUUCAUGAAAGAAGAGUCAUUGUGACCAAAAGACACGAUAGCCUGUAUGGUGCAUGAUAAUACCAAACAAUCAUAAUAAAUACAAUCAGAAUGACACUUGUUAUGUUGCUACGGCUUUGUUGAAUGUCAUAAUUCCUUGUAUAUUUCUUUGUUGUAUAAAUGUUUUUUUCUGUGUUUUCCCUGUACUACCUUUUCUCUGCUGGUUCUUUACACAAUCUCUCUGCUAGAGACGAGUUUUGUAUCAUAAUGUGAGAGUCAUCUGAGAAAGCAGUGGGCUCAUGCAGUGUGUGUGUGGUGUAUUUUUGGUCUGUUCAAUCAUUGAGCUGGGAAAGGCUCGUGGUAAGGCGACUGAUUGUGUCAGCACCACCACCAUCACACUGAUGUGUCACUGUUCUUUCAGCCCUGGUUGCCUCUGUACAUGAGUGUAAAGUUUAAUUCAUGCAUAAGAUGAUGUGAUUUUGAGUGUGAUGUUAAUUUACUACUAAGUUUGAGCUUCACCCGGAUACUGCGUUUUUUUUGAAGGAAUGUGUGCAAGUUAUUAUAUAUAUACAGUUAUUGUGACAUGCAAGAUCUUGACUACUAUGCUGCCAAAGCCUGAACUAAGACAGAGACGUUUCUUCUUCUGUGACUACUUCUCUGAUGAAGGGAACACUAUGCCAACUGGUAGACAUAAGUCACACCACUGUCCAAUAAGCUAUAUUCAUGUUUGUGUGCAAUGUUCUAUGUAUGUUAACAAAAUAUAUUAGACUCUGUAUUAACAAUAUAACACUUGUACAAUCAUGGAAUACGUAUCUGUAGUCUUGGCCUCAAAUUGGAUGCAGAAACAAAGUAACACGCUCCCAGUUUCACCUUUAGAACAGGCCAAUGCAAGACCUCAUUGAAACUGGCUGAAUUUAUGAUCAAUCACAAGAUUCUUUAUAUAAAAUAUGUUCUACCCACUAUUCAUUUACAUUAAUAAACACAUUUACGACAUGA
Messenger RNA from Larimichthys crocea (large yellow croaker), 3173 nucleotides. RefSeq names its product copine-3-like. The transcript has 16 exons. NCBI's taxonomy places the organism in Eukaryota, Metazoa, Chordata, Actinopteri, Sciaenidae. Gene Ontology annotation, cellular component: plasma membrane. Gene Ontology annotation, molecular function: receptor tyrosine kinase binding; calcium-dependent phospholipid binding. Gene Ontology annotation, biological process: cellular response to calcium ion; ERBB2 signaling pathway. The coding region runs from base 404 to 2008 and encodes 534 amino acids. The record is from RefSeq and is a predicted model, not a curated record.